This is a messenger RNA of Fonticula alba, 803 nucleotides long. RefSeq names its product glycine cleavage system H protein. NCBI's taxonomy places the organism in Eukaryota, Rotosphaerida, Fonticulaceae. Gene Ontology annotation, biological process: protein lipoylation; glycine decarboxylation via glycine cleavage system. The transcript is spliced from 4 exons. The record is from RefSeq and is a predicted model, not a curated record. Gene Ontology annotation, cellular component: mitochondrion; cytoplasm; glycine cleavage complex. Bases 106 to 567 code for a protein of 153 amino acids.
GAGAAGGCGAGGUGCCCUGUUGGUACCGAGCGCGCAGCCCUCUGUAGAGGCUUCCUUCAGAUUUGUUUUUAGCCCCACUACUCACGAGAGUUCCCCCAGACCAACAUGCUCACUGCCGCCACCAACAUGCUCCGUCGUUCUGCCAUGCAGAACGGCCAGAUCGCCGCCCGCAUGUUCUCCACCAGCCGCCUCUUCACCGAGGAUCAUGAGUGGGUCACUGUCGACAAGGAGUCGAAGAUCGCCACCGUCGGUAUCACCGACUACGCUGCCUCCCUGCUGGGUGACCUUGUCUACAUCGAGCUGCCGGCCGUUGGUGCCGACCUCGCCCGCCAGGACUCCGCUGGUGCCAUCGAGUCGGUCAAGGCCUCUAGCGAGGUCUACUCCCCGGUCACCGGCAAGAUCGUCGAGGUCAACGACUCGCUCACCGACUCCUCCAACAUGGCCCUCAUCAAUGAGAAGCCCUUCAGCGACGGCUGGAUGUUCAAGAUCCAGAUGUCUGACGACUCCGAGCUCGCGGGCAUGAUGAGCGAGGACAAGUACCGCGACUACGUCGAGUCCACCAAGUAAUUGCGUGCACUCUCCCGCCUGUGCGUGCCGCCGCUCUGUCACCUUUGGCAGGGGGGAGAGUCCCCCCGGCCGACUCGCCGUGUUGUGCGGGCGCAUGCGUGCGCACCAAGACCCACGACCGAGCCUCAGGCGACAGACACAGCUACCCACGUGUGCGUGUGUGUGUGUGUGCAUGUAUGUAAAAUGCAUGCAUGUGGGCAUGUACGCGGAUGCGCUCCCCCCCCCCCCCCCCUCAC